AAAUUGUCCACCAACCUGAAUGUGUUUGUGGGAACAUGAAUGUUUUCAGUCUUUCUGCAUGAUGUGAAGCAGAUUUAGUGGAUCUGCCGUCAGCUUUAAAUCCAGAGCAUGAAAGCACACAGCAGCUUGAGCUGAGCUGUCAGUCAGCAGCAGCAGCAGCUUAUCUGUGGGCCGCUAACAGGGGCUGAUGGGAGCUUUGAGGACCUGAUAGAAAGCACGUGGCCCGGUCUGCUCUCACAGCUCGUCCCGGUUUGGCCUCAGCUGCAUCAGAGCUCCACUUGUGCUCAGCUUCUCCAGAGGAAACACCACUGCACAAGAUGCUUCUCCUCCCAGCUGCUGCUCUGUGCUGUCUGUGUUCAGGGCUGGUUGCCAUGGCAGCACAGCUGAUUCAGGACGAUCUGACUUUGACCAGGAGAGUCGGAGAAUCAGCCUCCUUCAGCUGUAAGACUGAUCAGUGUGGAACUUAUGUCUUCUGGUACCAGAAGAAAGAAUCAGAAACAUUCAGAGUGAUUCUUAGGAUUGAUAGGACUAAUGGUCAAAUAUAUUCAGGUUACAAUCAUCCUCAGAAAAAUGAUUUCUCAGCUGUGAAGAAACAGAACGGCGUUGAGUUGAAGCUAGAGAACGUUAAACUCCAGCAUUCAGCCUCCUACUACUGCAGCUGUUACAUAUCAGGCUUUUUCACUGUGGUCCUCAUCUUUGGUUCUGGAACUAAACUGUAUGUAACAGAUGAGCAGGUAGUGAAGCCCAUGGUGAGCGUCUACCCAGCAGCAUCCACAGUCCACCUGGAGGGGAAGAGCUCCCUGCUGUGUCUGGCCUCAGCCAUGUUUCCUCCUCUGGUCCGCUUCUCCUGGAAAAGACAGAAGGAGGACGAGCGGCUGGAGGAUGUGGACCCUGCUGAGGGAGAGCAGCUGGAGAUCAGAGAGCCGGGACGCAGCGCCUCCAUCUGGCUGAUCCAUCAGCAACAGGACGGCACAUAUAAAUACAGCUGCUACGUCCAGCACGAGGGAGGAACAGUGGAGGCCCAGACACAACAAGAGCUUCCUGAGCUUCAACAACCAACAGAUUCUCCAACGACCUCCGUUCCUUGUGAGAAAAAGCCAGCAGCCUCCGUUCCUUCUGAGUCUCAGGUGAAGCUGCUCUGUCUGCUGUCCACAGUGCUGAUAGUGAAGAGUCUGGUGUUCUGCUGUGGAAUCUCUCUGAUGAUGAUCCUCACAAACAAGGGACCGUCCACCAACUGCACACAUGCUGACUGACUGUUUGCUGCUGGACUUUUAUCACCAAUACGUCUCAUUGAUCUCUUUGAUCAGUGAUCAGAAAUGAUAACUUCGACGUGUUGUUCUUGGCUGUAAAAUGCUUCUCUUAACUCACAUGUUUGAUCGUCAUCCUGUAAACACAGAAAUUCACAAACAUAUUUUCAGUUUUGCAGCUUAAAUUCUGCAGGACAGCGUUGCUUUGAUAUUUUACUCUUGUAAUCUCUUGAUAAAAUUUCAUGUAAAGUGCAGCAGGUUGAUCAAUAAACACAAUAAACUCAAAUAAUUACAGUA
Messenger RNA from Amphiprion ocellaris (clown anemonefish), 1544 nucleotides. RefSeq names its product immunoglobulin lambda-1 light chain-like. Lineage: Eukaryota; Metazoa; Chordata; Actinopteri; Pomacentridae. The coding region runs from base 318 to 1253 and encodes 311 amino acids. The record is from RefSeq and is a predicted model, not a curated record. The transcript has 5 exons.